Mus caroli (Ryukyu mouse) is the source of this 2892-nucleotide messenger RNA. It is a transcript of the gene Ctbs, whose product is annotated as chitobiase. Gene Ontology annotation, molecular function: chitinase activity; chitin binding. Gene Ontology annotation, biological process: oligosaccharide catabolic process; chitin catabolic process. NCBI's taxonomy places the organism in Eukaryota, Metazoa, Chordata, Mammalia, Rodentia, Muridae. The record is from RefSeq and is a predicted model, not a curated record.
UCAGGGCCCGCCCUUCAAGAGGCGUCAUUCCCGCAGCCUCCACCCCAGGCAUGGCGCUGUGUGACCUCCCGCAAUUGACUCUGCUGCUGCUGCCGCUGUUGGCACGGCUCUCGGCCGGGGACUGCCCGUGCUCCGAGGCUGCUCUCUGCCAACCGAUCCGCCACCGUCCCGACUUCGAGGUCUUUGUAUUUGAUGUUGGACAGAAAACCUGGAAAUCUUAUGACUGGUCACAGAUUACAACUGUGGCAGCUUUUGGAAAAUAUGACCCAGAACUUAUGUGCUACGCUCAUUCAAAAGGAGCCAGGGUAGUGCUAAAAGGUGACGUCUCUCUGAAGAAUAUCAUUGAUCCUACCUUCAGAGCAUCGUGGAUAGCUCAGAAAGUUGAGUUAGCCAAGGCGCAGUAUAUGGAUGGGAUUAAUAUAGACAUAGAGCAGGAAGUUACCUGUUCAUCACCUGAAUAUGAAGCACUGACAGCUCUGGUCAAAGAAACCACAGAGUGUUUCCAUCGUGAGAUCCAGGGAUCACAGGUAACCUUUGAUGUAGCUUGGUCACCAAAGCGCAUAGACAAAAGGUGCUAUAAUUACACUGGGAUCGCAGAUGCCUGUGACUUUCUUUUUGUGAUGUCUUACGAUGAGCAAAGUCAGAUCUGGUCAGAAUGUAUUGCAGCCGCCAAUGCUCCCUACAAUCAGACAUUAACUGGAUAUAUUGACUACAUCAAGAUGGGCAUUAGCCCUAAGAAACUUGUAAUGGGUGUUCCCUGGUAUGGCUAUGAUUACAUUUGCCUAAAUCUCUCAAAGGAUGACAUUUGCAGCAUUGCAAAGGUCCCUUUCAGGGGGGCUCCUUGUAGCGAUGCUGCAGGCCAUCAAGUGCCCUACAAGGUGAUCAUGAAGCAGGUAAAUGGUUCUGUUUCUGGAAGCCAGUGGGAUAAAGACCAGCAAGCUCCCUAUUAUAACUACAAGGAUCCUGCUGGCCAUUUUCAUCAAGUGUGGUAUGAUAACCCACAGAGCAUCUCACUAAAGGCAGCAUAUGUCAAAAACUACGGCUUGCGGGGCAUUGGCAUGUGGAAUGCAAACUGUCUUGACUACUCCGAUGAUGCUCUAGCCAGAGAGCAAACGCAAGAAAUGUGGGGAGCCUUAAAACCAAGGCUGUGAUGGAGUGGAGCAUCUUUUGUCAGACUAUUAGACUUGUAGGGCUGACCUGUAUAAGUAGAUCUACCUCUUGAAGAGAUAAAAAUGUAUAUAUUUUUGUCAUGUUGCCAUAACUUACUUAUUGGUAUACUCAAUUACACGGGUAAGAAAUAAAGAAAAUUUUCAUUUGUACUUGAAAAAUGCAUACAUAUCUUAGAUAUCCAGGAAUAUAAAAGGAAGAAACAAGUCAAUUUAUUCUAUUAAAUAUUCCUCCAUGUUUCAGGAUUAUAAUUUUCAAAAUUUCAUGCUCAAUUUUCUCUCCUGUUAUUGAAAUAUACUGUUAAAAUCAAUAUAGAUUUUAAAACUGUGUGACUGGUAGACAAGUGAAGAUAAUGGGGAAGGGAGUGCACAUUACCACAGUACGAUACACACAUGUAUAGAAUAUUAUAAUAAAGCCCACUAAUUUUAUAUUAAUAUAUGCUAAUAAAAGGCCAACAAGAACUAUGUGUAACUUGAAAUGGAAAUCACUGGCUUUGGACACAGUCUUUAAAACUUAGCCUCUGAGAAGCAGUUUGUGUUGAAUGAGUAGGCAUGGCUUUCCUGGUUCCUGAUUCCUUACAGUACAUAUGAAUAUUUCAGGACAUACACACAUUAGAGUCACUUAGACAGCGUCUGAGAUAAAGAUAGGCAUGCAAAUGGAAUGCAAGAGGAUGACUGAGGAAUGCCUGAACCCUGGACUAGAGCUACCUGACAAGAUCCAGGUGAGAGCUUGCUGUAAGGGUCAGCUGCUGCUGAGUCUGACCCUAGUCACUGUUCCCCCUGCAGUCGCCCAGGGUCCCUCACAGGUUAGCACUCACUGCUUGCCUACUUUUCACAUUUUUCUUCUGCAUUUGCAUUUUGCUUUUAAGCUACCUAAGAACAUUAUUCUUUCAACUUGUUCCUUUUUCUAAAAGACUAUUUUGGGGAAAAUAAAUGUCUAGCAUAAAGCAGUUCUUGUUUCCUUUCUCAAAGCAAUCAGUAGUUACUGGGCUGGAGCGCUGGCUCGCAGGGGAGAGCGCUGGUCUCCUCCACAGGACUUGGUUCAGUUCCCAGAACCACAUGGUUGGUCACAACCCCAUUUCCAGAGGAUCUGACUCACUCUUCCUGCACACACAUGGUACAUGGACAUACAUCCAUGCAUAUAAAAUUAAGUAAAAAUAAAACAAAUCAUUACAAUAUAUUCAUAUUAUUUCCUGAAAGAACAUAGAUUAAAUGUUUGUAUCCUUUGAACUCCAUUACAUAAGGCCUAUCUUCUUUACAUAUGAUCCCCUUCCAAAUUGGGAUAAGUGAUUAAUCAACUGUCUGUUAUGACAAUAUUAUAUUUUCUACUUACAUAACUAUUUAUGACAGUAAAACUAUUUACUUCCAUGGUAUAUGAUGAAUAACUUUGUAUUUAUAAAAAUCACUUUACAUUUCUAAAAUUAACACAAAUUAUUAGACACAAUUUGUUGUGCAUGUAGUUGCAAUUGUUUUUUAUCAAAAUGUGAUUAACAAAAUUGUAUUUACUAAAAUAUAUGUUUUACUAGUCAUUGAUUUUGCCAUCAUACUGGUAAUUAUUUUGUAAUAAGUAAUUAUAAAAUGUAGUACUACAAAAUAAGUAAUAGACAAAAUCUUUAAACACCUACUAUAUAGAUUUAUGCUAUACAAAAGGUAAAAAUUAUAAUUUUUAAAUUUUUUCUUUAACUGUUAAAUCAGCUUUAUGAUUUAAUAAAACAUUGCCAAGAAA